AUGGCCAGUUCGACCGCUACUGAAGGAGGUCGAAGAUUCAGUUCUUUCAUCGUCAGUAACUCGAUCGAGAAGCACGAUACAGCAACACGGAAACUUAUUAGAAGCCAUGCUAAACGCGGCAGAAGUCACCAGAAGUCAAUGGUUUCCCGCUUGAAACCAGGCAAUUGGAUCAAUGGGUACCGUGACAAGAAUGACUCAGAUCCUAAAUUGAUCCAGAAUGGGAGCGAAAUCACUUUCGUUCGGACGCAGUUCGAUGGCUCGGAUCUGACUGUCACUCGUUUUGCUUUCGAUAACACGCAACCUUAUAUGCUGGACCUUAUCUUUAAAUUUUGUACGGUCAUUAAGCAGUCUAUGUAUCCCAUUGAAUUGUGCCUUGCGUUCGAUUAUCGGGGAUCCAUAUGGUUCCAAUACCUGCAGUCCGAUCCUAUGUAUCUUCAUUCCACGCUGUGGACCACCCAAGCAUACUUCGAUUGGGUCAAGGGACAAGGCAGUUCUCUAGCAAGCAUGAAUCAUGAGACAAAUACUCUUCAUCUGCUCCAGAGAAGAUUGGUGGAUCCCAAGACAGCAACCUCAGAUAUCACCAUCGCUGUCGUUGUCACACUUGUCAUGAUGACUAUUCUUCUUGGGAAUCAUGAAGCAGCCAGGAAGCAUAUAGCUGGCCUUCAUAUGAUGGUGACCAUGAGGGGUGGUCUGCAUAUGCUCAAGGAGAAUACUCAACUUCAGAUCAAGGUUUGCAGAGCCGACCUUGUCAUCGCUCUUAUGAAUGGCACCAGGCCUUUAUUUUUCUCCGUGGAUAUAUCCUGGCAACCAUAUCUACCUCCAACAAAGCCGAAUCAGUUGGCUCUAGCUAUUCAAACCCCAUACCUGAAUAAUGAUAUACGACUCGCAGCGGUCUGGACGGAUCUCCGCCAAUUCUGUAUAUCAGCAAAUGUUGCGUUCCAAACAGACCAGAAGAUUCAUCCAGAAGUCUAUCAGGAGAUACUCAUAUCAAUAGAAUACCGUCUCAUGCACCUUAUAUGCAAAGAUCGCUCUCUUGAAACUCUCCACCUCGCCAUUCUAGCCUUCUCAACAACAGUCUUCCUCCAGACAGAAGGGGUUCGGGUGAGGUACCACGAUUUAUCUCGUCAGCUUCACGAUUCUGUCUUGCGCCUUGGUGCUUCUAACCAAACUCCCGAGCUUUGGCUUUGGAUUCUAUUCAUUGCUGCUAUCUCCGCCGUUACCGAUGAAGAUGACCAGUGGCUGAUGCCACUUCUGAGAGCGGCGUUUCGGAGAACUGGGACAACCACCUGGGAGCCCGUUCGAGAUAUUCUAAAGAGUAUAAUGUGGAUUGAUGCUCUGCAUGACAAGGAUGGAAAGAGAGUAUUUGAUUUGGUGUUGCUGACUUAUGCCGAGCACUUUCUCUCCUCAUGA
Messenger RNA from Lachnellula hyalina, 1410 nucleotides. RefSeq lists its product as uncharacterized. NCBI's taxonomy places the organism in Eukaryota, Fungi, Ascomycota, Leotiomycetes, Helotiales, Lachnaceae. The transcript is spliced from 5 exons. The record is from RefSeq and is a predicted model, not a curated record. The coding region runs from base 1 to 1410 and encodes 469 amino acids.